UGGCAAUAUGGAAACAGUCCAAGGUCUGAAGAGCAAAGCUCAAAAACUUUUCUGCCUCGGUUGCAACCGGAUCGGCUCUGAUCAGUUUUCCGAUUUCCCACCUUCUGUAACUGAUCUGAAGCAUCGCAGGCGGAGAUGGCGUUUUUCCUGAAGAAUUCAUCGCUUUCAUCUCAUUUCCGAUCGCGCUCUCAGCGCUUUCAGUCCCUCGCCGUGGAUUCCAUGUCGAGCUUGGGCAGCGGGAAAAAGCUCUCUUGGCUGAUGACCCAGCUAUUCGUAGAUUCAAGUCACACAAGUCAGGCGUCUCAAAAAUUAACAAGAUUGGAGAUUUUCUCACAGUCGUCGUUGUUGUCGGGUGCUGCUAUGAGAUUUACGUGAAAGCAACAAUGCGCGAAGAAUCAAGGGAAAAGGGAGGUGUGAGUGCAUAAGCUUGUGCAGCUGCCAACACUCGUACCAGUGUCAUCGUGUUUUCCCUUUGGCAACUGAACAACCUGCUUGUAGGCUGGUGUGAUGAUGAUCUCUGACUAGAUGCCGAUAGUUCUGGUUCAUAAGCAGAUGAUGAAUAAAUUUUUUCAGCUUUGGUAGAUGGAUAUAGACACUCUAGCAUCCCGUUGUUUAUUGGCUGGAAUUUGGUAUGUAGCUCGGCUCUCUGGUUGUUUUCGAGGAGCAUAUCGAAUUGAUUGGUGUAACCACAUCUCUCAGUUUCAAAUGGCACGAUGAAUAAGGCACAAUGGUUUUCUGGGGAAAUGUUCAAAUGAUUGUGACUUUGUUAAGGAAUUCAUUUGCGGAAUUACUUUCAUAAUUCUAGACCUGGCAAUCGGGGGUAAUUUCGG
Molecule: messenger RNA, 830 nt
Organism: Linum tenue
Lineage: Eukaryota; Viridiplantae; Streptophyta; Magnoliopsida; Malpighiales; Linaceae
Source: the annotation of a GenBank genome assembly